Dendroctonus ponderosae (mountain pine beetle) is the source of this 1012-nucleotide messenger RNA. RefSeq lists its product as uncharacterized. Bases 190 to 927 code for a protein of 245 amino acids. The transcript is spliced from 3 exons. The record is from RefSeq and is a predicted model, not a curated record. Lineage: Eukaryota; Metazoa; Arthropoda; Insecta; Coleoptera; Curculionidae.
GAAUGGUAAAUGCGCCAUCUUCGAGCACAAGGACAGAAAAAACUGAACUCCUCAAGCGGCCAUUUAGUCAAGAGAAACUGUCUGAAUUUUCUCAACUCAAUUUUUCCUCAACCUGUCGAUACCCGGCAUGUGACUGGUUGAGAUUUGACAGGCUCUCAAACAGAAUAUUCUCCCACUCAUCUGCAGGAGAUGGCGGACCGAAGCUACCAUUCCACCAAUCCCAUGGACUUUCAUCCAUGCGAUACACCUAGAGGGAUGGACUAUUUCGACCUGGCCUGUCUGACCAAAGAGCAACAGCAGCGCUUGAACAAUCACAAAAUUGAGGUAGUGAGGCAACAUCAGAAGUUCCUUUACCGGAACCCUGAGAUCCGAGCAGUGAUUCAUGUCAUCAUGAAGAAAAUCCUGUUGGAGCGUCCCAGCCAUGAUGUUGAUCGCUUCAUUGGGAACUACUUCCUGCAUAACUGGGAGGCGAUCAGUGAGGAGGUGAAGAAAUAUGUUGAGAUGAUGCCGGGCAAACCAUCCGCCGAUGAGAGCAAGAUCCAAAUCAAAGAAGACAAGCAUGUUAAGCUGGAAGAAGGCCUGGGCAGCCCCGGUAUUUCAAGGUCCAGAACUUCCUCUGCAGAGGAGCAUUUACUGGGCCACAUUGCCAAAGAAAUUGUGGAUGAAUUAGUGCAAAAAGCCGCAGAACAAGCGGGCCCAGUGGCAAGUCACGAAUCAGCCGACCCUGCCAUUAAGGAAGAUAAGCGACAAUCGGCAAAAUCUGAAGACGAAGACGAUGAACUCAUCUUCGACUUGGGGCUGGACUUUGAUUUGGACUUCAGCGGCUAUCACGAGGAGGACGAGAACAAGGAUCUGGCCAAUAAGAAGCUGGACAAAAACAUCAUUGCCACCUUGAGUAACGUUGCGCUUCAAAGCCCACCAUUCUGAACAAUCAUCCAACAGUCCUAAUCCGUAGAUGGACCAUGCAGUGUAAUUACCGUAACCAAAUAAAUCAGUUUUUUUACUAAAUCAA